GGCCGAUCACAGAGGGGUGUGCACCCGGGUCCCGGUGCACCUGCCAGAGCCGGGAGCUUGCAGAAGGGCGAGCUGGCCUGGUCUUGAGUGGUCGGAGGUCUCCUGGAGCCCUCAGCAUCCCUUCUUUCUCACUCAUACACCCCAGCUUCACGCGUUAGGCGUCCCCCCAGCAGACGAGAAGUCAGAGGGGGCAGUUGUGACUUCAUGUGAAAAAUAGCCACCAAAGAUCUAUCCAGCAUCAUUUUUAGUUCUUUAAUUUUGAGGCAGAAGAUAUACCCUCCAAUCCUAGAAGGGGAUUCUGCCACUUUCUUCUCCACCCUGAAGAGACUUGGAAAUUAAUGGGUAACAGUUUGCAUGAAAAUUACUGAAUGCGUUUGCUUCUUAUCUCAGAAGCCUUCUGCAGAGAAUUAAUAGGAGGUUGAAUGCGCGUGUGGAUAAAAUGGAUCAUCUUAAAGGAUUGAAGUUCCAAAAAUAUAUCAGCAGGACUGGACAGGUUUGACAUAAUGAGAUUUCUAUUUUAGCUUGACUUCUGGAGCACUGAAUAAACUAUAAACUGAGCCGCACAGGUCCUGGGAAGGAAGUUUCUCUUUUAAAAUGCUCUAGCUGUGUGUAACGUUUUUCUUAUUCAGGACCUUUGAAAAUACAUUUACUUACUGAUUUUUAGAAAUUUAAAGAAACAGCCACCAGCAAGACGAACGAUCUCUGCAUAAGCACUGGCGGAGAUGGCAGAAGCUUCGGAGGAUGCCUCAGCCCUGCCCGUGACAGUGAAGAAAAAGAAAAGUUUAUCCAUUGAAGAAAAGAUCGACAUCAUCAAUGCAGUAGAAAGUGGCAAGAAAAAGGCAGAAAUUGCAGCUGAAUAUGGAAUAAAGAAAAAUUCAUUGUCUUCUAUUAUGAAGAAUAAAGACAAAGUUCUAGAAGCCUUUGAAUCUCUGAGAUUUGAUCCAAAGAGAAAAAGACUGAGAACUGCUUUUUACACAGAUCUGGAAGAAGCAUUAAUGAGGUGGUAUCGAAUUGCUCAGUGUCUGAAUGUACCAGUUAAUGGUCCAAUGUUGCGUCUAAAAGCUAAUGAUUUUGCCCAGAAACUGGGACAUAAUGAUUUUAAGUGCAGUAAUGGAUGGCUGGAUCGCUUUAAAUCUAGGUAUGGUUUAGUAUUCAGAGCGCAACCCGUAGAAGCUACGGGUGUACCAGUAGACCCUUCAACUGUCUGGCAUCAAAAUGUACUUCCUUAUUAUUUAAAUGAUUAUCAUCCUAAAAACAUUUUCAAUAUAAAAGAGACUGGGCUGCUUUAUCGAAUGUUGCCUACAAAUACAUUUGCAUUUAAAGGAGAGACAUGCACCAUCGGAAAGUUAUGCAAAGACAGAAUAACGCUGGUGGUUGGGACAAACAUGGAUGGCUCAGAGAAACUUCCUUUGCUUAUCAUUGGAAAAAACAGAAAUCCACAUUGUUUCAAAGGUAUAAAAUCAUUGCCUGUGUGUUAUGAAGCUAACAAAAUGGCAUGGAUGACCUCAGACGUAUUUGAACGAUGGAUGCGGAAGCUUGAUGAGAAAUUUCAAGCCCAGCAACGAAGAGUGGUGAUUUUUGUUGAUUCUUUUCCUUCACAUCCAGAGGUAAAGAACCUAAAGUCCAUUGAGUUAGCAUUCUUUCCAUCAUGUUUAUCUUCCAAAUUUAUAGCGAUGAAACAAGGUGUUAUUAAAAGCCUUAAAAUAAAAUAUCGACAUUGUCUUAUCAAGAAAUUUUUAAGCUCUGUUGAAGGCAGCAAAGAAUUUACAUUUUCCCUACUAGAUGCAGUUGAUACUUUGCACCUUUGUUGGAGGGCUGUAACCCCAGAGACUAUUGUUAAGAGCUAUGAAGAGGCAGGAUUCAAAUCUCAAGAGGGAGAAAGUGACAAGGCCAAUGCAGAGACAGACGCUGGUCUUGAUUUGGUUGCCCAUGCUCAGGCAGCAGGUGUGGAAUUUCCUGAAGGUUUAUCUAUAGAAGAGUAUGCUGCCCUUGAUGAUGAUUUGGAGACAUGUGAAGCUGCACCAGAAACUGAUUCGGUAUGGACCGAAGAAAGUCACUCAGAGGAAACUGGAUUUUAUACUUCUGAUGAAGAGGAUGAUGGUGGUUCUCUAGGAACUGAACUCCCUUUGCCAUCCAAAAAUGAGGCAUUAACUGCUUUAGAUACUCUUAAAAAUUUUCUUAGAAGUCAAGAUAUAAAUGAUGAGCUUCAUAAUUCUUUAGCAGACCUUGAAAUUUUUAUUAACUCAUCAUCUAAAUAAUUAUUUGUGGUACAAUAUCUGAAGAGUAAUAGUUUUUCCUGAUGUAUUUUACUCUACGAGGUAUAUAAAGGGAAAAUACCACUUAAACAUUAAAAAAAAAGAAGAAGAAAAGUUUGGUUUAAUUGCAUAUGUCUUUGACCUGGUUAGCAAAGUUCCUUAGGUAGAUUAAAUAAUGAGUAAGUCAAUGAAAAAUAUGAAUUUCAAUUUAGCAAGGUUUGGGGGAGUAUAAAAUGUAUUUCAGAGGCCUUGUACUUGAAAUACCUGAUAUAAAUGUCAAAAAUAAAGACCUCUUCAACUAUUUGAUUCAUACAGGUUGAAUUGGUGAUUGCAAUUUUCUUUAAGUGCAGAUCAUGUUCUGGAAUAUUUUAAUUUAUCUACCUCAUCUUAGAAAUAAAAAAUCUAUUACUUAGAUAUUUAUUUUUAUAAUGACAUAUAUUCUAGCCUUGUAUCAAGUAUUAAUUUUAAAUUAUUUUUCUUGUAACUAGCUUAUCUUGCUAAGAAGAAAUUAUGAAGAAGUACUGAAAAUAAAAUCUGGCCCAAUUAUACACCAAAGUGAUUAAAAAUAUAUGUCUCACUACUUUCUAGUUACUUCUGUAGAAGGUCAAAUGAAAGAUGAUGACCUUAUCAGAUGCUUUUUGUCAUCUAUAACCAAAUGAUUUGGAUUCUUCCUAAAUAUUUGUAUGUAUAUGUGUGUGUUUAG
Molecule: messenger RNA, 2958 nt
Organism: Neogale vison (American mink)
Lineage: Eukaryota; Metazoa; Chordata; Mammalia; Carnivora; Mustelidae
Gene: TIGD4
Product: tigger transposable element derived 4
Exons: 3
Coding region: 723-2258 (511 amino acids)
Cellular component (GO): nucleus
Molecular function (GO): DNA binding
Source: RefSeq, a predicted model, not a curated record